ACUGAGCAGUCAGCCACGCUGUGAAAAUUUUCGCUAAAAUUGUAGAAAAUUGUGUUUAAUAUACAAGUUAACUAAAAAUUAAAGGCCGUAAGUGGAUCCUGGCGUUGUGCUGUGUAUACCAACCACAAAUUUGGUUUCUUCAAACGCAUUAGCAUACAAUUGAGGGCGUUUUUAUACCGUCCGCAGAAAUUCAACAUGGCCGAGGACUUCGAUGUGGAAGCAAUGCUGGAGGCUCCGUACCAAAAGAACAACGUCAGUGCGGGCGGCGCUGGACGUGGACGCGUACGCAGCAGCAUAAGUGACAACGACGACCACGAAGAUGAUGAGCGUGCCUAUGCUGCGAAUGGCACACGCUCCAGCAACGGCACCAAAAAGCGCAGUCAUCGCUCACGCAGUCGCAGCGGCUCGCGCAGCAACAAACACAGACGCUCCAAGGAGCGAGAUCGUGGUGAUCGUGAGCGGGAGCGCGACAAGGAUCGCAACCGCGACAAGGACAAGGAGAAGGAGAAAGACAGAGAGCGCGAGCAGCGAGACCAACGUUAUCGCGACGACAAGCGCAGCAGCAAUCGCUCACGCAAUGAUCGCCCCAGUGACAGUGACAAACGCGGCGGCAGUCGAGGUCGCAGCGAUAGGGAAAAGGAACGUGAACGCGAUCGUGGAGAUCGCAGCUCUCGCGAUAAACGUCGACGCAGCCGUUCGAUUGAGCAGCGCAAGCGCCAGAGUCCCGUACGUGAGCGUCGACGUAGUCACUCGCGCUCAAGAGAUACAAAUCGUCGUCGCACCAGCUACUCGCCGCGUCCUUAUGGCGGACGUGGACGUGGCGGUGGUGGAAGAUCACCCGCCAAUGGCUUUGGUGAUCGCACACCACCCACAGAGCUCAGUCCGGAGGAGCGCGAUGCUCGCACUGUUUUCUGCAUACAGCUGUCACAACGUGUGCGCGCACGUGACUUGGAGGAAUUCUUCUCCAGCGUGGGAAAGGUUCGUGAUGUGCGUCUAAUUACUUGCAACAAAACGAAACGUUUCAAGGGCAUUGCGUACAUAGAGUUUGAGGAUCCCGAAUCGGUGGCCCUAGCAUUAGGCCUCUCUGGGCAGCGUUUGUUAGGCGUGCCCAUAAUGGUGCAGCACACACAGGCAGAGAAGAAUCGUCUACAGAAUGCGCCGCCACCGUUCCAGCCCAAGCCUCAUACUGGUCCCAUGCGACUCUAUGUGGGCUCGCUCCAUUUCAACAUCACCGAGGACAUGCUGCGUGGCAUAUUUGAGCCCUUUGGCAAAAUUGAUAAUAUACAACUGGUCAUGGACACAGAAACUGGUCGCUCCAAGGGCUAUGGCUUUAUAACGUAUCACAAUGCUGACGACGCCAAAAAGGCAUUAGAACAAUUAAACGGCUUUGAGCUUGCCGGCCGUCCCAUGAAGGUGGGCAAUGUUACCGAGCGCCUAGACAUGAAUACAAGCUCGCUGGACACCGAUGAGAUGGAUCGUAGUGGCAUUGAUCUGGGCGCCACUGGGCGUCUACAGCUUAUGUUUAAGUUGGCAGAAGGUGCUGGAUUGGCCGUGCCUCAAGCAGCAGCCAAUGCUUUGCUUGCCACAGCGCCGCAGCCGGCGCCAAUUCAGCAGCAACAGCAGGCGCCUUCAAUAGCGACACAGUGCUUUGUACUGUCUAAUAUGUUUGAUCCGCGCACUGAAACAAAUCCCACCUGGGAUACAGACAUACGCGAAGAUGUGCUGGAAGAGUGUGCUAAGCAUGGUGGCGUUCUACACAUACAUGUGGACACAGUCGCAGCCACUGGCACCGUCUAUGUCAAGUGCCCGAGUACCACUACCGCUGUGCUGGCCGUGAAUUCACUGCAUGGUCGCUGGUUUGCUGGACGUGUUAUUACGGCGGCAUAUGUGCCGUUAAGCAAUUAUCAUGCCAUGUUUCCAGACUCUCACGGCGCUGCUGACUUGAUUUCAUCGACACGCAAAAUGACCGACGAUUAAUGGGACCAGUCUAUGUGGGCUUGACUUGGCGCUGCAUCCAACAACUACAACAUAUUUGUUAUUAUUCGUUACAAGGAUUUUUGCUCAUGAUUUAUUAAUUUUUUAAAAAGACCUUUGAUUUUGUGUCGCAUUGAUAAUACGGAAGUUGAAGAAGAAACCAAAACAACAAAUGGGCACAUAACAAAACAAAAACAAUUAUAACCAUAUUAUUAAUGCAUAAUUAUGUAUAUGCAUCGUAUAAUUAGGCAUUCCUAAAAAACAAAAAAAGCUAUAAAAUUACAAACUUUUG
Molecule: messenger RNA, 2266 nt
Organism: Drosophila busckii
Lineage: Eukaryota; Metazoa; Arthropoda; Insecta; Diptera; Drosophilidae
Gene: Caper
Product: RNA-binding protein 39
Exons: 5
Coding region: 196-1977 (593 amino acids)
Biological process (GO): mRNA processing
Cellular component (GO): nucleus
Molecular function (GO): RNA binding
Source: RefSeq, a predicted model, not a curated record